AUGCGUACCUGUAGUCUUUAUUUCAGGUUCUUUUACGGAUUUGGUGGAACAUUGGUGUUAGCAGCCAUCGUAGUGACUAUAGUAGUUUUGUCCGUAACGGCUAAGACUGAUAGUAAAAAGGACAUUGCACAUGAAUUUGAUUGGCCUCCACCGUCCAAUAGCGUCGAAGGACGGUUUCGCAAAGCAGCUCUAAGCUCCGACCAUGCCCUCUGUUCAGAGAUUGGAGGAAAUGUUCUAAAGAAUGGUGGGAAUGCUGCCGAUGCUUCCGUUGCGAUUAUGUUCUGUAUAGGAGUCACGAACCCUGAGUCUAGCGGAAUCGGUGGUGGCUUCAUUAUGACUAUUUACAACAAGUAA
This is a messenger RNA of Strongylus vulgaris, 354 nucleotides long. Lineage: Eukaryota; Metazoa; Nematoda; Chromadorea; Rhabditida; Strongylidae. The record is from the annotation of a GenBank genome assembly.